Molecule: messenger RNA, 1298 nt
Organism: Clarias gariepinus (North African catfish)
Lineage: Eukaryota; Metazoa; Chordata; Actinopteri; Siluriformes; Clariidae
Product: ras-related protein Rab-19-like
Exons: 4
Coding region: 166-828 (220 amino acids)
Cellular component (GO): trans-Golgi network
Molecular function (GO): GTPase activity; GTP binding
Source: RefSeq, a predicted model, not a curated record
UGGAUGGAGAGGGGUGGAGUAAAAGAGAGUAAGAGAAACCUGCACGCGAGCUGCCAGCACGAGUCUGUCUGGAGAAACAGGUAAGACAGAGAGCAUCAUCCAGAUUGCCUUCACGACUAUUCCAGCAUCAAGACUGAACAUUAGACUGGAUGUACAAGUCUGAACAUGCAGCCAGCUGGACUGGAGCAAGAAGACUACUUCGAUUUCUUGUUCAAGAUCAUUCUAAUCGGAGACACGGACGUCGGCAAAACGUCUGUGAUUCAGAGGUUCAAGACUGGGAGCUUCUCCGAGAGGCAGCAGAGCACGAUUGGAGUGGAUUUCAUCGUUCGCACCCUUAACAUCCAGGGCAGGAAAGUUAAGAUGCAAGUUUGGGACACAGCAGGACAGGAGCGUUUCCGCACCAUCACACAGAGCUACUACCGCAGCGCACAUGCAGCAAUGAUCACCUAUGAUAUCACGCGCAAGUCCACAUUUAACUCUGUACCACAAUGGAUCCAAGAGAUGGAGCAGUAUGGAGCUGCCAAUGUUCUACUGGCCCUUAUAGGUAACAAGUGUGACCUGGAGUCGGAAAGACAGGUUGAGUUUAAAGAAGCAUGUGCUUUAGCGAACCAGAAAGGAAUUGUAGUAGCACUGGAAACCUCUGCAAAGGAAGCCCAGAAUGUGGAUCAGGCCUUUACUGUAAUGGCACAUGAGCUACUGGCAUGCAAUGGACUGGCUGUAAAGGAGGACGGUUAUCGCAUGGAUUCUCAGCGCAUAUUACUGCGCUCCAACACCAAAACGAUUAACAGCCCCACAGAUACGGUGGAAAAAAAGGCAUGUCAGUGCUAACACCGGACUCAUUGUAAACAGUUUAUGCACCUAUUACAAUCUUUUGUUAAUUCAAUACUAACUCCAGUUAACACACACCCACACACACACUAUGAAUACUACUAAGAGACAUGUGUUGGUUGUCAUACUUUAGUGAACUGUCCACAGUGAGCAUACAGAUGGCAGAUUUGCCUCUCAUUUGAAAUGCAAGAUUUAAAAUCAGCUGAUUUUUCCUCUUUUAAGACACAAAUGCAAAAAUAUGAUUCCUCAAACUUGUUCCAAAAAAAAGCACCUUUACUGUAAAUGUGCUUUAAAGUUUGACUGUGGAUGAGGUUUCCACGUCAGACAGUUAACCAUGUAAAACUGUGUUUACUGUACAAAUGAUGAUGCUGAAUAUGGUGGUAUUCGAUUGUCACAUCAGUUAUUUAAGCAUUUGAGGUACAGUUUGAUGCUAAUGAAUGUUUUUGUAGAUGCCACAAAGUGUUACUGAG